Ectocarpus sp. CCAP 1310/34 is the source of this 2668-nucleotide messenger RNA. The record is from the annotation of a GenBank genome assembly. NCBI's taxonomy places the organism in Eukaryota, Phaeophyceae, Ectocarpales, Ectocarpaceae.
CCUCAACGACAGCUCAAGCCGAUCCAUUUUCCUGCUCUGCCCUUCUCCAUUGUCCGGUGUUGACCAAUGCUGAAAUUUGGCCUCCUGGGUGGUUUCCUCUUGGUGUCGUUUUGGCAUCCUGCCGGAGCUUUCCGGACAGGCGCGGCCUUGGCGCAGCGAGGCUGCGAGAGGACCCGCGGCAAACAUGACAGAAUCUGCCGUGAAAGUGGAACUUGUUCUGCUGGGCGGCGAUCGCUCAGCGCUUGCGUAUCUAAAGUGGGGUGGUGCGCUUCGCCUCAGGAUAGCACCAGCGGCCCAAGGGAAGCUCUUGCAGCCACAAGCAGCGCUGUUGUUGCAACCAUGGCUGGUAGCAGCACGGAGUCUGUUGGGAAAUGCGGUGCAACUGCUCUGUCGCUGACUCGAAAUCAGCUGCUUUCCUCGAUAGCGGCCGCCGCCGCGGGGUUCCUGUUGGCACCAUGGCAAGCCUCCGCAGCAGCAGAUAUGGACACAACGCUGGCAAUGGAAGCAGUGAACAGCGGGCCUGCGGCAGCGCAGGGGGAGGUUGGUGGGGGUAUCGAGGAGGUGGCGGCGGCGAAGUACGUUGUGCAAUCUGACGAGGUCGGCGUGCUCUUUGGAGACGGGCCCAUCGGCAUCAAGCUCGGAGACAACCCUCUCAAGGCUUCGGGGGUCUGCAGAGUCUACGUCACGGAGGUGCUAACGGGAUCGCAAGCGAUACGCCAAGCAAACCUCCGCGCAGGGUUCGGGGUGGCCGCGGUGGGGGGCAAGCCUGCGGAAAGGCUUGAGCCGAAGGAGGUGGCGGAGCUCAUCCGCUUGUCGCCUCGGCCCAUGGAGAUCGUCUUCAGGGACCCCGAGUUGCUUGGUCGACGACUGCAAGCCGAGGCAGACAGGAAAGCGGAGGCCGUGAAGCGGAGCAAGCGAAAGGCGGCCGCCGACGCGGCAUCUCCGGAGACGGCGGCUCCGGACACGGCAGGUUCAGCAACAACGACGGCCGUUGACCCUCGCAGCGGCAGCGUCGGCAACGGCGGCGGCAGCGCCUCCUCGGGGGAGCUGAGGGUGACGCAGGUGGGCAAGAAGCCGGCGGUGUGCGGCACGAGGACUAAGGCGGGCGACUUGAUCGAGUUCAGGUACUCCGCACGCUUGGCGAGCGAUCUCUCGGUGGAGUUUGAUUCCAGCGACCGCAGGGGGACGGGACUUCCAUAUGCGAUCGUCCUGGGGAACGGCGAUGUCAUAAAAGGGUUGGAUCUGUCACUGUUCGACAUGUGCGUCGGCGAGCGGAGAAAGAUAGAGAUCCCUGCCCGCCUGGCUUACGGGAGGAAGGGGAGCAAGGCCUUCGGAGUGCCUCCGGAUGACGGAACGGGCUCCGCUGACGUGGUGUUCGGGGUGGAGCUUGUGAGUAUCAACUUCUCGAUCAACGCGUCGGACGCGAGGGACAACUUCUACACGGACGAUCCUUGCGACGCGGCCGCCGUCGCCGCCGGAAACGCCAGCGGACAGUGCAUGAAAUGAUGAGCGUGGAAAACAUACAACCAAGAUAGACUCGCUUCGCUCCGCCUCGGAUGUGAAUGCUGCUGUUCGUUGAUAGACUUUUCACAGAGACUUUGGUCUGCCAAUUUGAGCGCUCGAUGCAAAACAAAUUCAAGAGACAAACAUACAACACCCAUGGUCGGGAGAUCGGGGGGCGUGCUCCAAACCCAGCAGCAGCAGAUGCUAUUAUAACUCGUACGGUGACUGGUGACUGGUAGCACCGGUAUUUUUCCGACCAGCAAGUGGUUGUGCAGGGGGGUACGGAGAAGGUGAUUCUCCCUGGGGACCAUAACGCGUUGUUGCCUUCAUCCUCUAAUGUUAGCUUCAGAGCGCGCAUCCAAGGUUGCGCGGAGAAAGCAAGUACUGCUGGGACGAAAUGACUGCGGCCGUCUUCCGGCCUUUUGUAGCGGUGAAGAAGCACGGAGACAGACGUGUCACAGGUCGUGCUGAACAAGGGGAAGAAGAAGGUGCACCACCGUCAGAGACAGCUGAUGAAUUCCCCAGCACGGACGUGCCCGUUCGGCGCGUACGCGAAUGGCUCCUCCGCAUUCUCGCGCGCCCAGUGUCUCUGGCGGCGAAAAACCCGUGUCAUAUCUGCCGCCAGGGUGGUAAAUAGACGUGUCCUUUCAUCUUCUGCUGUGGUUGUGCUUGACUUUCGACCCUGACCCCGCGGGCGUAAGCUCGGCGCAGUGAGUGAGACCCUGACCCCGCAGCCCGGAUGCACAGAACUAGCCCUACGAAAAGUUUGGUGCAUUCGGGCUGCCGCGACAAGGACCCACUCCCUGCUGCGCCGAGCACAAGAACACGGGGGCAAGAGUCGAAUGUCAAGCAAGUGCUAAGCACAAAAACAUCUGUAUAGGUAAAUCUACAUUUUACAAUACAUCCCCUGUAGUUCUCUACUGGGUCAACGACAAAAUAUCGGGGAGAAUCCCUCCGUAGUGUCGUGUACUGUAAGAUGUAACCUUCACAGGGGACACGGCGCAGUGUCUAAUGACAGCUUGCUGGUUUUAGGAAUUUAAGGAGAAAUAAAUAAUAUUGAUGUAAAAUCAUGGAAGAUGGAACGAAGGCUACAGCAGUACAUCACUCGUUUUUCAAACCUAUAGAUUUUUGAAUUUCACGGGCAGUAGGUGUUUUACGCCGUUUU